Messenger RNA from Effrenium voratum, 1560 nucleotides. NCBI's taxonomy places the organism in Eukaryota, Dinophyceae, Suessiales, Symbiodiniaceae. The record is from the annotation of a GenBank genome assembly.
GCCAUGUCGGCGUGCACAUGGUGAUUGGGCGCAUGUGUGCAGAUUCCAAGGAUCUUUUGCGGGGCUUCAAGGAAAUGUGGAGGUGUUCGGCAAGGGUUGCUGCCUUCCAACCUGCUCAUACAUGGCAUUUUCCGGAGUUCCUUGCCCGGCUCUGUGAUCGCCUCGUAGAGCUCUGCAGUGCAAGUUUUUGAGCCCAAAUUGCGUGAGAAGCUUGAUGACCUGCCUGACCUUGCAGUAGACCUAGUGCCCAAGCGUAGACAUUUGACCAUUGUGCUGUGAUCGCCGUUAUCUCUGCUCGUGGCGGUCAGAGGCUUUUGCUUAGCUUAGAGGAUUGCUAUGCGCGCUGCGAUGCAAUGCCAGGAGUCGCCACAAAGGAGCACGCCUCGCGGGUGGAGCUGGCCGCCAGCUUCUUGGAGCACCCGGCGGCCAAGCAGUGUGAGUGGCACGUCAAGAAGGCAUUCCUGCUGGCGAAGGGCCUAUCGGAGAAGGAGCUGCAGGAGGCUCACGUGCUGCACCUCAGUGGUGCCAACGCGCCGUGGCCGCCCAAGCCCAUCCCUGUGAGCCUGGCAGCGGCCGCGCCCGCGGAGAUCCAGGAGGACCCCGGUGGCAGCAGCAGCAGCAGCAGCAGCAGCAGCAGCAGCUCCAGCAGCGAUGACGAGCCCUUGGUGCCGGCGCCAAAGGCAGCGCAGGCGGCGCCAAAGGCGGCGAGGCCCGCGGCGCCGGCCUCGGCGCCGGCGGUGGAAGUCGAGGAGGACUCCUCCUCAUCCUCGUCUUCUUCAGAAGGCAGCGAUGCUUCCGACACCCGGCCGCUGGCGGCGUUGGGUGCGAAGGGACCUCCGGUCCAAAAGUCAGCGACGCAAGCACCAGGCGCCCGCGGCGCCGGUGCAAAACCCGCCCCAGCCGCCCCAGCCGCCCCAGCCGCCCAAGCCGCCCAAGCCGCAGGCUGCGUGUACCGCAGCGACCGAGAGCUGUGGCCUCCGAGUUUGGGCCCCGUGCCGCUGGUGAAAGCUCAGCGAGUGCAGCUGAGGCGCCUCACGCAGGAUGUGAGGGCAUCCAUCCAGGAGUGCAAGAAGGAUAUGGAGGAGCUGAAGGCCAGGAUGGACGGGUACCGGCGAGCUUGUCCAGGCAGAACGGAGCUGUCAAAUGCUUUGGCGGAUUUGGAGGCGGAGUCGCAGAGGCUUACGGCGCAGUGGCGGGAGUUGGCGGCUGAAUUCGCGGCCACCCUGCCGACGGGGCAGGACGCAGUGCAGAACGUCGCCCCGCAGGGCAUCCGCCCACAGGUGGUGCGAGGCAGGCGGUGGUACGCGGCCUGCGUGAGCCGCGGCGGCAAGCGCGUCUUGGGGCCGUUGCGGCCCUCGGCCAAGGAGGCGGCCCAGGACCAGCUUGUGAUGCAGCAGAGAGGUCAAGAGGAAGCAGGAGAAGGGGAAGAACCUGGGUCAGGUGCGGGCGAAGCAGCGGAGCCAAAGACGGAGGAGCGAAGUCAGGAGCCUCCGAAGUCCCGCAGGCGGCUGCGGCUGGGAGACGGCAGCGCAACUGAAUCGGCGGGGUGAGGGCCCAGCU